ACUUUUUAUUUAACCCAACUGUCUCUCUCCCUUCCCUCUUUUCAUGGUGUAGACCCAACUCUCUCUCUCUCCUAUCUGUCUCCAUUUCCAUGGAAGCAAGGGGAUGUGUUCAUUUCUCUCUAUCUCUCUCUACAGCCUUACAUGAACACUGAAGCUUCUCUCUCUCUCUCCUUUAUCUUUUCUUCUUCCCUUUGCUUAAUCCUUAACUGAGAAAAACGGGUAUCUCGUGAUCUUCAUCGGUCAAAAAUCUCGACUUUAAGGUAACUAGAUGAUGGGAUUGAUUACUAGAGUCUCAGGGAAGAAAGAAUCAUCACAAAUCAAGCUUUCCUCUGAUUAGUGUUUUUUUAGUUCCACCAUGGCCUCCAAGACUCCAGAAGGAUCACUCACCAGUUCCAGUAACACUAUCUCAGUCAACACUUUAGCAGAUCAAGUAUCUUCCACUCUAUCUCUAGCCGAUCCAAGUACCAAAAAGACCAGCGAGCAAGGCGAGAGCGGGAAGAGCAGCACCUGCAGACCGAGCACAAGCAGUGACAUAAGCGACGAGAGCACUUGCAGCAGCUUCAGCAGCAGCGUCAACAAGCCUCACAAGGCCAACGACGUGAGGUGGGAAGCGAUCCAGGCCGUUAGAACCAAACACGGCGGUUUGGGUUUGAACCAUUUUAGGCUCUUGAAGAGGUUAGGAUGUGGGGAUAUAGGAACGGUUCAUCUCGCUGAGUUGAACGGGACGAGGUGUUAUUUCGCGAUGAAGGUUAUGGAUAAGACUGCUUUGGCUAGCAGGAAGAAGCUUCUUAGAGCUCAGACGGAGAGGGAGAUACUGCAGUGUCUUGACCACCCGUUUCUUCCGACGUUGUAUAGUCAUUUUGAGACGGAGAAGUUCUCUUGUUUGGUUAUGGAGUUUUGUCCUGGUGGUGACUUGCAUACGCUGAGACAGAGACAGCCUGGGAAACGCUUCACCGAGCAAGCAGCAAAGUUCUAUGUAGCGGAAGUGCUUCUUGCAAUGGAGUAUCUCCACAUGCUUGGGAUCAUCUACCGUGAUCUGAAGCCAGAGAACGUUCUUGUCAGAGAUGAUGGACACGUGAUGCUUUCGGAUUUUGAUCUCUCCUUGAGAUGUACCGUUAGCCUCUCUAUAGUUAGAUCAUCAACCAAUCUCGGUUCCGAAGGUUUGUCAAAGAGUUCAGUCUCUUGCUCGCAGCAACCGGCUUGCAUCCAGCAGCCAUCUUGCAUCUCAAUGGCUCCUACAUCCUGCUUCGGUCCUCGGUUCUUCUCAUCUAAAUCCAAGAAAGACAAGAAACCGAAAACAGACAACGGUAACCACCAAGUGACUCCCUUACCAGAGCUCGUUGCAGAAACAAGCGCACGGUCAAUGUCCUUUGUGGGGACACACGAGUACUUAGCUCCGGAGAUCAUCAAAGGUGAAGGACAUGGAAGCGCGGUUGAUUGGUGGACUUUUGGGAUCUUUCUUUACGAGUUGCUGUUUGGUAAAACACCGUUUAAAGGGUCUGGGAAUAGAGCGACGCUCUUCAAUGUGGUUGGUCAGCCUUUGAGGUUCCCUGACUCUCCGGUUGUUAGCUUUGCAGCUAGAGAUUUGAUAAGGAGUUUGCUUGUGAAGGAGCCGCAGCAUAGGUUAGCUUACAAGCGUGGAGCAACGGAGAUUAAGCAGCAUCCUUUCUUUGAAGGAGUGAACUGGGCUUUGGUUCGGUGUGCCAGUCCUCCAGAGAUUCCUAAACCGGUUGAGAUUGAACCGGUGAAUUGUACUCCUCCUGCUGUACCGGCUGCUGCAUCUACAAGUGUGAGAUCUGAUCAGAGCAAUUAUCUUGAGUUUGAUUUCUUCUGAAAGGUUCUUUGAUGAUUUUCUUUUUGUUUCUUUGCAAAUUCUGCAGAAUCUGUCUAGUGUUUUUCCUUUUUUUCUGUUUUUUUCUUUUCACGUCUUGAACAAGUUAUGAGAUUUUGUAUCAUUCUUCAACAAUCUCUGUACCAUCUGCUGAAGUUAAAUGUUAUUA
Messenger RNA from Brassica rapa (field mustard), 2000 nucleotides. Its product is annotated as serine/threonine-protein kinase D6PK. The record is from RefSeq and is a predicted model, not a curated record. NCBI's taxonomy places the organism in Eukaryota, Viridiplantae, Streptophyta, Magnoliopsida, Brassicales, Brassicaceae. Gene Ontology annotation, molecular function: ATP binding; protein kinase activity. Gene Ontology annotation, biological process: protein phosphorylation.